Molecule: messenger RNA, 270 nt
Organism: Rotaria sordida
Lineage: Eukaryota; Metazoa; Rotifera; Eurotatoria; Philodinida; Philodinidae
Source: the annotation of a GenBank genome assembly
AUGUCUGAAGACGUAACACAAAUGUCGACACAUUCGAACAGCAUCAAUAAAAGACGUGUCGUCUUAGUCGUUCUUGCGAUUAUUAUUGCAGCAUGUGCUAUUGCUACGACUAUUUCUGUGCCUAUCAUUUUGACUAGAAGCACCAUCCCAUCUACGGUGAUAGUCAUCAAUACUACAGAAUCAGUGAAAACAACAGUUACAACAGUUACUACGGUCACAACAGCAGCAACGACAACGGCAAUUCUUUCAUGUAAAUUCUUGCUUAUAUAA